AUGGAAAUUAACAAUAAGAGAAAAAGCAUUUACUACUACAAAGAUCGGAGCGAAAACAGUUUCAGUGGCAAAAGUUCCCAGGACAGCAUUUCAAGUUUGGGGGACUAUUUAAAUAAUACGCCAAGUAAUAGCGGAGGCAAAAUAAAUUUCAUGAAAAACUACUUUUGGUUUUUUAAAAGUAAUAAUAAUUCGAAAAAGAAUUCUCAUGAUUCUAUUUUUUCUGAAAUUAAAAGUGCGGAUGGAAAUAAAGGUAGCAGUCAUCAGUUAGAUGCAGACAGCGACCAUGUAAUGCAAAGCCCAGAUGGGAGUAGUAACCAUUUGGGGGAUGUGAAUGGGCACUCACUAGGGAAAACAAAUGAAGAAUCAAAAGGCGUGUCCUCUAGGAAGUCCUUUUAUUCCAUUUACGAUUACACUGAUGAGAGUGAUUAUAACACGUUGAGGGAGAACGAGCAAGAUGACUCGCUCCAACAGCAGAAGACCUUCGAACCGAGCUCUCAUGACAGGUACCCCAAGGGGGAGUGUGCGCGCAAAUACAUGCAUAUAUACGACACAGAUAGUUCGCCGAGCAACGACAGUAAUGAGGGCAGCAGCGAUGGGAACAGCGAUAGCAGCGGGGAAAGCGCCAGUGCGAAGGAGGCCCAGGACGAAGGACACAAAACACUUCCUACACAAGGAGUACAAGGCCAAGAGAAGCAGGGGCCCACGAAAGAAGAGAAGAAGAGAAGAGCAAAAUGGACAUCCCAGGAAAAAAUGGAAAACCUAAUAAACAGCUACAAAAUAAAAAAAGGAAAAUCAAAAAUACAAUACGUAGGAAUAUCAGCUAUCCUAAAAAAAUAUAUAUACAUUACAAAGAACGAAAAAAUAUUAUUUUUUAAAAAAGAAUUAAAUAAAAAGAAAAUCCUUGUGAGAAGCAAAAUUAAGAAAAGGUACAACCCCUGUGCGACAUUUUAUUAUUUACACAAGAAACAAAAAAAUGCACUUGGUACGAACAAAACAAAAAUAAACAAGUGCCAUUUCUUCAGAUACUUAUACUAUUGUAUGCUAAAGAAGAAGCUGCAAAUUUUUUACAGGACGAGAAAAUUGAAAAGUCUAAUCAAGUAUGCGUCUAGUCAGGGUUGGAGGCGAUCUUAUGUGAGUCAGUUUUGGAGGGACACUUCCAAGGAUGCGCUAAAGGGUCGAAACGUAGAGGAGAACCACGCAAAGGAGGAUGCAGACGGAGAUGUGAAGGCAGAGGGAAACACUUCUAACUCCUUUAUAAAGAUCCCUUCCCAUAGCGACACCAACAAGGCGGAAGGAUUUGUGUCUGUUCGCAGCUGCCCCAAGAGCCCCCGCCAGGACGGACAAGGCUCGUCUAUGCACCUACCUGACAGCGAAGGGGCCACUCCAAAGAUGGAAGAGGAGCAAUUGACAUAUGGCAAGAAAGACACAGCAUAUGUAGACGGGGAGAGCUUCUCCCAAGUGUGCAUAAAGAAUUGUGUGGAAAACAAAACAGGACAUCACCAAAUGGAACAGGAAGCAAAUCAGGACGAUAAAGUAAUGAAACAAAACCACAUCAGUGAUGAAAUUAAAAAUGAUAUAAAAAAUAUGCCCACGUACGACUGCUAUAAGAAUGGAGAGGAAGGAUUUUCCAUUUGUACCAAAUGCAAAGACGAAUGCAUCGAUUAUGCACAAAAGCAAGGAAAAGAUUAUAUGCUGUCGGAGGAUAUAAUAACCUUAAAGGGAGAAAUGGUCCUAUCGAAGGGGGAAGAACACAUGCACAAUGUUCAGGCGGAGGAGAUGAAUGAUGUGAUUGAUUUGGUAAAAUGCAAAAACAGCAGCAGCGCAUACGGCAGUGAUUCUCAAGAGGAGAGCUUCAAAAUGGACUCCAGUGCAGACAGGGAGGAACACUCCUCAGGUGAAGUGAACGCCUUAGGCGAAGUCAACUCAGCAGGUGAAAUGAACUCAUCGGGCGAAGUCAACUCAGCUGAUAGUAUCCACUAUGUGAGUAGCGAAAUAGUUCGAGUCGUCUCCGAUGAAAGUAUUGAAAGGGACAGUUUUCAUUUCGGUGGGAGAGAAUGCGCUGGGAACGCAGGCAGUGCAGUAAUAAAUGAAAAUAAUGAAAGUUCCUGCGGGUCCAAUGAGGAGGAAAGUAGCACGAAUAGGAUAGAAAGUGAAGAAAUGAGGAGUAACUUCAGCGGGGAGGAAGAUAUUGCUAAGGUGAAGGGGAGUAGCGAAAGAUGGAGUGGUACCAGUGAUGACGUAGCAGUGGGCAAAAUGGAGCACACCUAUGGACACUGCAGUGCUACCAGUGAGGAAGAUGCCAUUUCGAGCAGAAACGCACGCAGCGAAAGUUGCAGUGACAUGUGCAAGGAGCAAGACGCCAACGGAAGCAACGGGAGCAGAAAUAUGUAUCCGAGCAGCAGCAGUAGGGGAAGCUACGACGUCAGCGUAGAGUUCAUCGAAUCCUCAUUUAUGAAAGAAAUUCACGCAGGGGGGAAAGGGGACCACGCGGAAUGUAGCCACGCAGACAGCAUCGAAUGUAGCAACGAAGACGGAAACGAGGACAGUAACGGAGGCAGUAACGAAGAAGAUAGCCAGGCACAAAGUAGCAGUGGCUCCAAUGAUACCCCAAGCAUAUGCCAAAAUCGAUCGCAGACAAACAGCCACAAUGACACUGGGCAGGAUGGACCAAGUGACGCUUCAGUCAGCGCAGAAGAGCGCGGACAAGUUGAAGAAGAGAAAAAGGAAUCUCAAUCUGAAAAUGCAACUAGCGGGGAAAGUUUUGUUGAAACGAUAAAUUUGGCGACAGAGGAAAAUGUGCACGUGACAGGUCAUCCACAUGUACAUCAGCAGUUGCAAAAUGGGGAAAGUAGCUCACUUUACGAGGAGGAGGAAGAAGAAGUCGAAGUGGACGAAGAUGAGGAAGACGAUGAUAACGAUGAUGAUGAUGAGGGUGAAGAGGGAGAUGAUGACGAUGAUGAGGACGAAGAAGAAGAUGACGAAGACGAGGAAUACGACGAAGAGGAGGAAGAAGAACAUGAAGCAGAUGAAAUAGAAGUGGAUGAGGAAGUAAAAGUGGAAGAACAAGUAGAUGUAGAACCAAAAGAAACGGUCGAAAUGGAACCCAAAGAAACUACUCAAGUAAAACCACUCGAUACGCGAAAGGUUGUGAACUCCGAGGAGGAAAUUCAAAACAAUAUGGAAAUGGAAAUCAGAAAAAGCAUUGAAGAGAUAUUCAAGACGGUUUUCGAUAAUGACAUUCUCGCAGUGGAUUCCCAGAUUAAAAAGUUCAAUGCGUUCUGGGAUGCGGGGGAAAAAGACGAGGGAACAAUAGGAGACGAGGAGGACAGCCUUAAGGAGCAGGUGGGUGACAUGUCGGAUAGGCAGGGGGGGGACGCAGAAAAUGAGGAAGAUGGAGAAUCAAGUGAAGAGGAACUGGUCGAAGAGGACGAACCGAGUGAAACGGAAAAUGAUGAAGAGGGAGAAGAGGAUAAAGACCAACCUGGUCACACGCAAAUUGGAGAAUUGGAGGAGGUCGUACAGAAGGAACCGGUGUACACGGAAAGCGAAGUACUAGACGAAAACGCUAACAAGUUGGUGGAUGAUGGGGAGGCCGACGAGACAGUAUCCAAUGACGACGUAGCGGACGACAUGGUAGAAGAGGAGGAAUUACCCGAUGGGUGCGGGGACAAAGUGCUGCUGAGAAAAAAUGCCUUCUCCUUCAGCACAUACAAGAACAAAGAACUCCUGCAUGGGUUCCGAAUGGAAUCACUUAACAAGUGCGUCCAUGCCUUCGACAGCGUGAAUAGUGAAUACGCGGACAUGGACAGAGAGGGGGAAGAAAUGAAGAAGGAAAAAGAAAAGGGAGCGGAGGAAGAGGCUCAAGAAAAAACCACCAAACAUAAGCAGAUCACAAGGAAAAUGCAGAGCAUGAAAAACGAGUCAGACAUAGGAGCAGACUUCCAACUGAACGUGCAGAUGUCGGUAGAGGAUCAACAGCUGUACUCACAUCUGCAGAAGCGUAUCAUGAGAGAUUUAAAAAAGGGUUAUCUGAAGAAAAUGAAAAAAAUGUUUAAAAAAAAGUGCAAGCAAAUGAAAAAGGACAUUACGGACAACAUCAAAACGAUCGUGCACAAAUUUAAUAAUCCAGAUGAAGCCCUUGAAGGGGAAAUUCAGUUUGACACUAACGUGAAGAGCUUGCGAAAGAAGCCUCGAAAGACAUCUUCAAAGAAGGGUCAGAAGAAAACCCUAACGAAUAUACACACCGAUGGGUAUUGGACAGAAAGCGGUACAAGUUUGCGAGCGAAGGAAGAGACAGCGCCGUCCGUUGAGAGUUCUGUCCAUUAUGCUCCUAACUGUGCCAUCGUCACGGAUAAAGGUGUUGAUAUUGGAGGGACAAACACGGAUGGGCACAUAGUGCAUGCAGUUAUAAGUGAGAGUGAUCGAAUGGACAAUUCAACCGGAGAAGUGCUUAGGGGGGACCAGGCGCAGGUGGGAACCUCCACACAGGACAUCCAUGGUAGCCAUGAUAGUUUGCGCUUAAUACAUUCGAAUGAAACACAGGAGAAACAGCAGCCCCUGCAGGAUCUGCAACAAGUGGAGGACAUAACUCACAACAAGCAGCAGGCUCAUCAGCAAAUUGUGAGUUCUCCUCAAGGGAGUAAGAAAAGCCUCCUACCUAUCACAAAUGGAGAUGGAUCCUCCGAACUGGAUGACCAUCUGGCACGCGCACAGGACGGGAGUAACCAAUUGGAGCUGGACGUUUCUACCACCAAUGGCUCCAUGGACCGGGCGCAAAAAUAUUUCCUGCAAAAAUUAAAAUGCGAAAAAAUAUGUCUAGUGACAAAAACAUUGGGCAACAAGAGCGAAUUAUUUAAUCGGAUAAACAGCAUGACGAAAAAGUGCAUCGCGAACGCCUUCAUGGAGAGGAUGAAUAAUAUUCGUAAGGGUCCAACUGUGUGGGAUGCUACCACAAAGGAGAAAGAAAAAAUACCCGUAGGAAGCAGUCCCAUCAGUGAGAUGAAAUUAGAUGGUGAGCAUAGAAUGCUACUUCUUCACGAGGGAAAUAACAAGCAAACUGCACUUCAGUCAGAUAAGACAGAAGGGAAAAACCCAAAUGAUUAUUCAAUUGAGAGGUAUGAAACAAAACCACAAGGGGCGGAAUACACACAAUUACAAAUGACUAAAAACUCCAAGGAGCUGCAUUCCGUUAACAAUUGCAACGACAUGAAAUUAGAUGCGUGUAAGCAGAAACUGAAACGGGUGACCUCCCUAAACUACGUGAAGCACAAGUUAAGCAAAUGGAAGAAGAACGAUAAAUGUUUGAGUGCAAAACAGGUUAUGAAAUAUUAUCGCCCAUGUAGAAGAGGCACGGUAGAACAUGUGUAUGUUGCGGCAGGGCACCGUAAUAAGGGCAACAUCAUUACACAUGGGGGAAUUAGCAACGUAGGCGGUGUUAAUCAUGUGUUUUGUGUGCAACACGCGGACGCCAACCAGAAGAAAGCGCCUUAUAAAGAACAAGCAGGUGGAAAAUUCGUCCAAUUAUAUUUCCCACACUCUGCAAGUAGCAACAGGAAUAAGGUGCCAAACAACCUGUUCAUUAACCCAAAUGCAAUUUUCAAAGGAAAUAAUAAAAACGUACAAUAUAUGGUACAGAGGUGCCUUGAUGGAAAACUCGUUCCUUAUAUGGUACAGCAGCAGAAUGGACAACAGGUACAUGCCCAGUGUUACUACUACCCUGUUGGGGCGGGAACCAGUACUGACAUAAGUACGAACAAGUUGAAUAACCAUUACAUUUGCCUCCGAAAAAAGGAUGGGACUUGUCUUAACGGUUACUAUGUCCACUCGGGUGAGUCACACAGGGGUGCUCCAUCAAAUGAGUCGGACUACGACUUGGCGUUUCUGCAGAACAAGUUCACCUUUAAAGCUGUAAGUGGAGAAUUGUCCAACGGGAAGGUCAAGAUGUGCGUCAAUAAAAAUAACCUCACGAUAAACAAGUAUAGGAGGUGCAACCGGAAGGACAAAUUGGGCCCGUGCAGGGAGAGCCAUGUAGGACCCGGGGGACACAUCAGGGGGGCUGCUAAUCAGUGUGCAGUUUCUUCCAAUUGCGGCAAAACGGACAACCACCACGUAGGGAACACACAUGCGCACACUGCGGCGAAGCUUCAUAGCGCGAAUAGCCAAGGGGUAAGCAGUUUGAAGGUCAGUGGAAGCGGUGCUGGAAUUUUCCUCGGCUCCGAUGAUGUAAAGCACCAAAUGGGUGGAAAGGCAGGUGGGGCAAAUCGUGUGGUCCUCGUGGAUUACAAGAAUGGCUCCUUGGGGGUUAAGGGUGAGAGGAAGUCAAGUCAGCAAAGUCAGGUGCGCCCAUUAGUCCAAGCGGGCCAGGCGAGCAAACCUGUUAUGACAACCGGGCAAGGAUCCCUGCCUGCCGAGCGAACCCUCCGCACGCCGAACCUGCCCACAAGCAAAAUGGAUGGACCCACCAGCUUCUACACCCAAUCGCAGCUGUACAAAGACACGACGCUCAAAACGAAGAAAAAAAAAAACAACCUCUUCACCGUAAAUCACAACCUACUGCAGACGCCCCACCAGUAUGAUGACCAGAGGAAGCGCAAAAUAUGUUGCAACAUGAGCGAAGACAUUUCAUGUACAAACACUUGGCAUAUGGACGAAUCUGACCCGAAGAAUUGCAUUUUAAAAAAUAUAUGUAAUGCAUAUCACACCUGUACAAACGCGAACCAUGUACGGACAAACGAAAGGGGUGUUACCAAAAAAGUACAAAACGAAAUUAACUCGCUCAACACGAUAGACUUGCACAAUGCACAUAACUAUCAUGUGAAGGUAAAAAAAAUUUCCUCCAGCAAGAGAAAUCAAGAACGACAAGUGUGGGCAGAUGAGGCCAGCUUUAAAAAUAUCCUCUUUUGUAAUGCGCAUGAUACGAAUUUUACAAAAAUGGCUCUUAAAAAUAGGAACAUUGAAAGCUUCCACAUUUGCUCCAUUAAUUCCUCUGGCGUGGACGAAUGCCCAAAUGCGAACUACCGUCAUCAGAUGGAAAAUAUUUGCAUAUUCCGGGACUUCUGA
Molecule: messenger RNA, 7059 nt
Organism: Plasmodium fragile
Lineage: Eukaryota; Apicomplexa; Aconoidasida; Haemosporida; Plasmodiidae
Exons: 1
Coding region: 1-7059 (2352 amino acids)
Source: RefSeq, a predicted model, not a curated record